AUGGCGUUCAAUAAGAAAUAUGCUGGUCUCCCCGACCUGGACCUAGCUCCUGAUAUCUAUGAAACCCCAGAACUAACGGAUGCUUCGACAUUGCCGACUACCACAGUACGCUCGUCAUCGCCAUUCGACCCAGAGUCAUCCACCAAUCCGGAAAUCGAUGGCCGUCGAUUACGGGUCGACGAAGCUCGUUCUCACUUCGAGCCCGCCCGAGUCGAUGCCAGAGACGUGGAUUUUUCAGAUAGCAUCGCAUCCAAGAAAAAGUCAUACCGAACAAUAAGAGCAACAAGGCACCACAAUCGGGACGGAACUGAGGUUCUUGGGGAUAUUAGUGAUGAAGAGGACGAAACCCUUGAAAGGAAACUUGCUCGACUACGACGGGAGGCAGAGGAGUUGAAGGAAGAACUUGCUACCAGGAGAGCCCAAAGAGACGCUACCGAAGAUGAAGAACAGGGGGACACAGAUGACGGUUGCGAUGAAGGGAUUAUGGAGCUCAGCCGAACUUUGGAUACUCUAUACACUUCUUCAAAAGAGGCUGGUCCCUCGGCUGAGGCAGCAUUAUCGCAUAAACUCUCUUCUGAUAUACACGAUAUCAAUCGUGCUAAGGAACGGGGCGCUGUAGGCACGGAUGGGACUCGUGCAGAUCAACACGCUGGGGGCCCAACUUCUUCGAUUCUAUCACAAGCGGCAUCUUUCGAUGCGCGGCUUACACUGCUAGAAGCAUCAUUGGGAUUGAAAAACACACCUGUCCCAAUCUCACCGGAUGAUCCAUCGGAUACAGAUAUUCAACCCAUUCUCCCGUCCCUGAACCACCUUUCUUCCCAACUCUCAACCCUUAAUAGCACCCUUACUGCCAAUAAUACCCAAUUGUCCCUUUCUAAUGCGCAACCCACCCCUCUUCCCGUAACGACAACUCCCCAUAUCGAAGCGUUAAGUAGCAAAAUCCGCAAACUUACCGCUGACGCUGAAGCACUUACCACUGCUCGACACCGAGCAACUGAAGCGGCCCGUGCAGCCUUUUCUGCUCGAAUUGCUGCCGCAACGUCUGAUGAACCGCAACCUUUAGCAGACCCUACACUUUCAUCCCCAGCGGCUAUAGAGUCAGAUGCAGCUGCAAAUGAGCAAACUGCAAAAAUACAUGCGCUAUACACGACAUUGCCAACCAUCACUUCAUUGCAUCCGUUACUUCCCAGUAUAUUGGAGCGGUUGCGUUCUCUCCGUGCGAUACAUGCUGGAGCGGCAACGGCGAGUCAAGACCUUGAUGCUUUGGAACAGCGCCAGGCAGAUAUGAAGAAGGAAAUAGAUCAGUGGAGAGAAGGACUAAAGGCGAUGGAAGAGAAGGUCAAGGAGAGUGGAGAGACUAUGAAAGGGAAUAUGGAAGUCAUGGGUCCAUGGGUGAAAGACCUGGAGAAAAGGCUGGACGCCUUGAAUCGAUAG
Messenger RNA from Arthroderma uncinatum, 1434 nucleotides. RefSeq lists its product as uncharacterized. The coding region runs from base 1 to 1434 and encodes 477 amino acids. Gene Ontology annotation, biological process: mitotic spindle organization. Lineage: Eukaryota; Fungi; Ascomycota; Eurotiomycetes; Onygenales; Arthrodermataceae. The transcript has 3 exons. Gene Ontology annotation, cellular component: dynactin complex; cytoplasm. The record is from RefSeq and is a predicted model, not a curated record.